AUGGAUUCAACAGCUACUGGUUUAAAGAGGAAUUCAAAUGAUAUUGCUUGGGAAUUUGCUAUUUGCCCAGAUCCUACAAACUUGGAUAAAUUGAAGUGUACAUUGUGUGGAAAAGUUUAUAGUGGGGGGGCUUCAAGAAUGAAACAACAUAUUGCUCAUGUGAAAGGAAAUGUAGCUCCAUGUCAAAAGUCUACCAAAGAUGAUCAGUUGAGAUGUCGAGAUGCUAUCAAUGAAGGAAAGUUAAAAAAGAAGGGAAAACAAGCACAUGAUGAAGCGUUAAGAUCGGAGGUGAGAUUUGAUACUAAUGAAAACAUUAGUAUAGACACAGAUGAAAUAGAGAAUAAUUUUGGGAGCUUGAGGGAACCAUAUGUUAUAGGCCCGAUGGAUAACUUUGCAAACACAUUAAACCCCGAAGAAUCUUUGAAGUCGGGAAAAGGCAAAAAAGUUGAUAUUAACAAUGCUAUUCGGAAAGAAAGAAUAUCAACUGUGAAAAGUUUCAUUGGUAGGUGGGCAUAUGAGUGUGCAAUUUCUUUUCAUGCCUUCGAAAAGGAUAGCUUUAAAAUGAUGGUGGAGGUAAUCGGCCAAUAUGGAACCGGGCUUCCAACUCCUACUAGGUAUGAGUUGAGUAACACAAUUUUAAAAAAAGAAGUUGAAAGAACAAAAAAUUUAGUGAAAAAAAAUGAAGAAGAAUGGAAACAAGAUGGAUGCUCGAUUAUGACGGAUGCUUGGUCUGAUAGAAAGAGGAGGAGCAUUAUGAAUUUAUGUGUCAAUUCAAAGAUGGGUACCGUUUUUUUAUCUUCAAAAGAAUGUUCGGAUGAAGCACAUACAAGUCAACAUAUAUAUGAGUAUGUGGAAUCUUGCAUUCAAGAAGUUGGUCCCGAACAUGUUGUUCAAAUAGUAACCGAUAAUGCCACGAAUAACAUGGGAGCCGCAAAGUUGCUAAAAGAGAAAAGACCAAAGAUUUUCUGGACAUCAUGUGCGACACAUACCAUUAACCUUAUGCUUGAAGGUAUUGGUGGGCUUCCAAGGUUCAAGAAAGUCUUAGAUCAAGCAAAGCAACUAACCAUCUUCAUUUAUGCCCACCACAAAACAUUAGCUAUGAUGAGAAAAUUCACUAACAAAAGGGAUAUCAUCUGA
Molecule: messenger RNA, 1137 nt
Organism: Lactuca virosa
Lineage: Eukaryota; Viridiplantae; Streptophyta; Magnoliopsida; Asterales; Asteraceae
Source: the annotation of a GenBank genome assembly